This is a messenger RNA of Ixodes scapularis (black-legged tick), 4984 nucleotides long. RefSeq names its product multidrug resistance-associated protein 1. NCBI's taxonomy places the organism in Eukaryota, Metazoa, Arthropoda, Arachnida, Ixodida, Ixodidae. The record is from RefSeq and is a predicted model, not a curated record. Gene Ontology annotation, molecular function: ATP binding; ABC-type transporter activity; ATP hydrolysis activity. Gene Ontology annotation, cellular component: membrane. Bases 373 to 4722 code for a protein of 1449 amino acids. The transcript has 31 exons. Gene Ontology annotation, biological process: transmembrane transport.
AAUCCAAUCGGCUAAAACCGGCUACGCGCUACGCCAUCAGCUGCUCCGGCGUACGCAGUGUGUUUUCAUCGUUCUAAAUUUCGCUGGCUCUUAUUCAUCAAUUACAGGCAGCCCGGCAAUGUGACAUGUUCGUGGAGCGUGCUACCGAUUGCGUCGAAUCGUGCUACGUGACGACAUUUUUUCCCCAGUCGUGUCCGGACCUGUCUCCGCGACCGGCGGUGAACACGUGCGACGCCGCCAGACUUCUGUGUCGGGCAACCGACUUUCGAUUUUCACUCUGCGUUCUCGUCCCGUGAGCCUUGGUACUGCUCUUCUUACGUCCGUCGUGUCCAGUGUUUGCAUCGGCGUCCGGGCUUCCUGAGAUGAUCGGAGAUGGAGAACUUUUGCAACACUUCGCUCUGGAACACAACACUUGCUUGGGAUACGGACGUCCCAAACAUCACACCCUGCUUCCGUAGCACCGUCCUAACGUGGGCGCCAUGCUCUCUGACGUGGUUCUUCGCCCUCUUCGAGAUUUCAAAUCUGGCAAAGUGCCGAAGAAAUCCCAAUCCCUGGAGCUGGCUCUACAUCCUUAAGCUGGUCUUUCAAGUGCUCACAUACGUCGUGUGUCUAGCUCAACUUGCAGCAUCAUCCAUUUCUUACUUGCAACAUGAAGCCGACUUGGCCGAAGUUGCAGGGGUUACCAUCAUUCUGUGUACACUUGUACUCAUCACGUCGCUGACGAUAUGCGCGAGGUGGAAAGGUUUGAGGUCUUCCGUGGUCAUUCCACUCUUCUGGCUGCUGCUCGCCUUCUCUACCGGGCUCACCGGGUACUCCGACCUCGUCGAAUACGCCCAGGGCCAGUUGAGCAUCCGGGUGCUGUGCAAUGUCUGCCUCUUCUUAUUGGCACUGGUUCAGCUCGUCUUGUCGAGCCUGUCCGACCGCGUGUCGCCGUAUGGGAGGCUAGGGGGACAAACGUAUUACUGCGUCGUGAAGGAAUGGACGCUGUUUCCAAGGCUGGUGUUUGCUUACAUGUGGAGGAUUGUCAUCCUCGGGUAUCGAAAUCGGCUGGAACUAUCUUCACUGAACCCACUUUGUACAGACUUAAAGUGUUCAACUGUCUCGGCAACAUUCCACAGGACUGCUUUUAAAAAAUCCUUGAGUGUCGGUGUGGACGACGACGGAAACUGUGUGACCGUCAACGGACCGCUCCGUCCCAAACGGAGGUCCCUCUACUCCGUCAUCCUCAAAAUCUGUGGCUGGGAGGUGUUCCUUUCGUCCGUGGUGGAGGUGAUGCAGAUCGUCUUUAGCUUCCUUCCUCCUGUUAUGUUGAGCUUCAUUUUGGAAUACCUCCAGAACAAGGAGUAUGGCUGGCACGGCUAUGUGUACGCCUUAGGAUACGCCGUCUUUCAGUUUUUGAGUGGAGUCAUGGAUGCACACGCUGUAUACUUAAUAGGAAUCGGUGCAUACAAAGUUCAGUCUGCUCUUGUGGCUGCUCUAUACAGAAAGGUCUUCCUGAUUGACAGCCGCUCGAGGCGCCAGUACACAGCCGGCGAGAUCAUGAACCUGAUGUCGGUGGACGUUGAGGAGGUGAGCCAGUUCCUGCUGCUGAGCACCCAGUUCUGGACGGUGCCCCUCCGCAUCAUCAUGACCCUGGCCUUGCUGUGGCAAUACCUGGGGCCCUCGUGCCUCGCCACCGUCGCCGUCAUGGUGCUAGUCUCCGGGGCCACGUCGUUCGUCGCCAUGCUCUCCGACAAGUACCAGACAAAGCAAAUGGGCUUCAAGGAUAUACGACUGCGCCAGAUCAACGAGAUUCUCAACGGCAUCAAGGUGCUGAAGCUGAGUGCAUGGGAGCUGCCUUUCAUGGAGAAAGUGAAGGAAACUCGAACCAAGGAGCUUUCAUUUCUCAAGAGGUUUGCCUUGUUGGAUUCGGUCUUUGGCUUCCUCUGGGGUGUUGCCCCCCAUGUGGCUGCCUUGGCAUCGUUUGCCACUUUCCUGCUGGUGAGCCCGAGCAACCAGCUGACGCCGUCCAUUGCCUUCACCUCUUUCUCGCUCUUUAUGCUCCUCCGAUUCCCCAUGGGCAUUCUGCCGGACGUCAUCUCCAGGUUCAUUAGGUUUGUGGUUUCCCUUGGGAGACUGUCGAAGUUUCUGAACGAGGCUGAACUUGACGAGCACACCGUCGGGAGCAGUCCUUUACCAGGGGACUCUGUGACUUUAAAGCAGGCCACCUUUGCGUGGUCCAAACAGGACUCCCCAGUGCUGAAGGACGUGGACCUAAACGUGGCGAAAGGCAGUCUGGUGGCGGUCGUCGGGUCCGUGGGCUCUGGAAAGUCGUCUCUCCUCUCCGCCAUUCUCGGGAGCCUCGAGAAGAUGUCGGGUUCCGUCGACGUCCAGGGGCAACUGGCGUACGUGCCUCAGCAGUCGUGGAUCCAGAAUGCGACGGUGAAGGGGAACAUCAUUUUCACGAAUGCCGUGGACGAGGAGCGCUACGAGCAAGUGGUGGAUGCCUGCGCCCUCAGGCCGGAUAUUGAGAUGCUUCCUGGAGGGGAGAACACGGAGAUAGGAGAGAAGGGCAUCAACCUGAGCGGUGGUCAGAAGCUGCGGCUGAGCUUGGCACGCGCUGUGUACCAUGACGGCGACGUCUACCUGCUGGACGACCCGUUCAGCGCCGUCGACGUGCACGUCGCCACGCACCUCUUCGAAAACGUCGUGGGGCCGACCGGACUCCUAAAGUCGAAGACGAGGAUUCUUGUGACCCAUUCGGUCACUUUCCUCCCGCAAGUGGACUGGAUCGUGCUGCUUGACAAGGGCGUCAUCAAGGAGCAGGGGACCUACAGCGACCUCCUGGCAAAAAAGGGCAGCGACUUCUCUGCAUUCCUCCAGAAGCACGUCAAGGGGAACUCCAGCAGCGCCAGCCUGGACUCUGCCGACGAGGACGGCAAUGAAAAGCCUGAGGAAGAAACGAAGGAUAAAGGCGAUAAAGACCAGUCCAGGUUGACGGACGAGGAAGCUGUUGGCACUGGCUACGUUGGAUGGCGUGUCUACUACGAGUACCUGAGGAGGAUUGGCUGGAAGUUCCUCCUGCCUUCGAUGCUUGCCAUGUUGAUUUGUUAUGGCAGCGAGUUUGGAUCAAGCGUGUGGCUGAGCAAGUGGUCCACGGACCAGGAUCCGUCGCGGAGGAACGGCUACCUGACUGGCUUUGGCCUGUUCCUGGUGUCGACGAGCAUCUUCAACUUUGUGCUCUGGAUUGUCUUCAUGCUGGGCUGCUUGCGCGCUGCCGCCUCCUUCCACGAGCAACUCCUGCGCUCCGUCAUGCGCUCCCCGCUCUCUUUCUUCGACACCACGCCAAUGGGACGCAUUGUCAACAGGUUCAGCCGCGACAUCGAGUCGAUUGACAAUGACGUGCCCCUGUGCAUGAACAUGACCAUGGGCAACAUCUUGUGGGUGACGCUGCUCUCUGUGCUUGUCUGCAUCCUGUCCGUCUACUUCAUUGCCGUCGUGGCCUUCACCCUCUUCUUCUUUUUGGGCCUAACGGUGAUCUCGCUGCCGUCGUUCCGCCACGUGCACCGCCUGCAGUCGGUCACCCGGUCGCCGGUCUUCACGCACUUCAGCGAGACCAUCUCGGGGGUGACGUCCAUCCGGGCUUUCGGCGUCAGGACGCAGUUCCUGCGCACCCUGGAGUGUCGCGUCGACGACAACAUCAACUGCUGUUAUCACUCCACGGGUCUGGACGGGUGCCGCAUGGUGUUCUCCAACCUUCUUGCGCUGGUGAUGACGUCUGGAGCGGUGCUACUAACCGUGGCGGGGAGGGACGCCCUGAACCCGGGUGUGGUGGGUUUGGUGCUCGCCUACACAUUGCAGGUGUCUGAUGCAGCGUCCUACACAUACAAGAUGUUUGCCCUUCUUGAAACAAGCUUGGUAGCCGUGGAGAGGGUAAAGGAGUACUUGCACCUAACGGAAGAGGCACCGUGGAGGAAUGCGGAGGUUCAGCCUCCGGCGGAAUGGCCCACCCGUGGAGAUGUCACAUAUGCCGACUACAGCGCCUCGUACCGCGAAGACCUCGAAGAUGUGCUGCGCCAUAUCAACUUCACGGCGCACGAUGGACAGAAGAUUGGUCUUGUGGGAAGGACGGGCGCCGGAAAGUCAUCCUUUGCCCUGGCACUCUUCAGGAUAAUUGAACCAAGGACCGGCUCGAUUGUCGUAGACAGCGUGGACAUCACCAAGAUUGGCCUCCAUGACCUCCGCUCGAAGAUGACAAUCAUUCCUCAGGACCCGGUGCUGUUCGCUGGAACGCUACGCUGGAACCUGGACCCUUUUGACGAGCACUCGGACGAGUCUGUCUGGAGGGCUUUGGAGCAGGCUCACCUGAAGGACUUCGUUGGGCGCCAAGAAUUGGGGCUAAAUCACGAAAUCGUCGAAGGAGGAGACAACCUAAGUGCUGGUCAGAGGCAGCUAGUGUGCCUGACGCGAGCUCUGCUGAGGCAAAGCAGGGUUCUUGUUCUGGACGAAGCGACAUCGUCGGUGGACUUGGACACGGACCACCUGGUCAAGGAGACCAUCCGCACCGAAUUCCGCGACACGACAAUCAUCACCAUUGCCCAUCGGCUCCACACCAUCAUGGACUGCGAUAGGAUUCUCGUGUUGUCAGGAGGCGAAAUCGCCGAGGAGGGUUCGCCCAAGGAGUUGCUUCAGAGGGAAGACGGCCUGUUCCGAGCAAUGGCGAAAGAUGCGGGGCUCGCGUAGUAAUUCAUUUUUCACUCGUAUUUGUGUCGGAUGCUUCAUUAGCUCACCCGGGAUGAGAUUAGUAUCUGCUGAGAUGGAGCCGUUUUUGGCACCGGAAAUGCUGGCAUUUCGUCGUGUCGAUAUUAGUUGACAUGCAGUCUUAUCUUUAAUUUAUGUUUGCAUGGUUCUAGUUCUCUCUUUCUUUUGGUUUACGUUUACAGACUGCAUUCAUUUAGCUUUUACGAGAGCGAGGUUCAAAAUAAACCUGCCAUUGUACCACGUG